AUGGCAAAGCUUGCGGUACCCGUUUGUGUUUGGCCUGUACCUGUUACUCUGUCAGUGGUUUUUGUUGGGUUCUUUAGAACUAUGCCAAUAAUCUUUGUUCUUCUAUUUUUGUUUUCUGAAACUUGCUUAGCUAAACGUGGUUCUCUCUACACGGCGUUUGGUGGUGUUCCUCUUGUGGAACAUUUUUUCAAUAGAUUGAAAGAUCAAUAUGCCAUUCCUCCCAUUUUCAAGUCCUGCAGCAGUACCCUAGUGGUUAAAGAAUCUGAAAAGGCUGUGGCUGGUUUGGGCAGGCAAGAACACAUUUCAAAUUAUAAUGCCAUUUUGGGGCGCAAAACUUCAAAAAUUGACAUUGAUGAUGUCGGUAGCAGUAAAGAUCAAUCUAGCCAAGUUGAUGACAAAUCUAAGAAAGUGAGGUCUUCUGCACACUCUUCUACGCUUGAUGCAUCAAAUGCCCAACUUCACAGGAAGAGAAAAUUACUUCAAGAGAAGGAAGAUGCUGUUGCUAAGGAAGCAGGUCCUCAAGCUGCGCUAGAUAGGGUUGUCAAAACUGCAACCCGGAUUGCUUCAAGACCAGUUGUUGAUAAAAGAAAAUGGUUCAAGAAGCAGAUAUCCUGUCUUUAGUCUUGGGUAGAAAAGUUGCAGACAGCUGAAAAGGCAGGCACCUUGGUUUUGCUUGAAAAUUUAGAUCCAUCCUUUACAUCGUCAGAAGUAGAGGAUCUGGUUUGGCAUGCGCUUAACCAAAGGAUUGAUGCAAAGGUGAGACAAAACAGUACUUUUUCGAGCCCAUACUAUGGUAAUCAUAUUCAUCUGAUAAUCAAGUGUUAGAGAUAAAGCUCAACAUCUUAGGUCUUCUUACAAAACCUGGAUUUUGAGAUUGGGCUUGAGUUUCUAAUAUGGUUCAGAGGAAACUAUAUUCCCCUGAUUCUGCACUUUCUCGCAUUGCCCUCAUGUCCACCACAUGUUUGCCUGUUCUUGCAAGUUUUUAUUUUCCGUGACUUUCUACUGUUCUGUCACAUGAUAUAUUUAUUCACUCUUGUAUGUGCUAAUUUCCUUGUUCCACAUGUCUGGCCUAGCACGUAUCAAGAGGUGGAUCUAGAAAUAAACAUCAACGUGUUAGGCCUUCUAACUUUAAAAUAUAGGCUUUUAUGUUGGGCUUUGGGUUUCUAAUAACAUGCAUUAUCAGGUGGUGAUAUUUGAUUAUGUGCUGUUAGUUAAAAAUUAAUAAGCAACAUGACCAACAUUUUCAUGUGAUAACAGGUAAAUUUUUGGUUAUAUUUGAGUCAAAAGUUGCAGCUGAAUCUGCAAUAUCCAGGUUGCAAAAGAGAUGCCUAGUGUUGGCAGAUGGGAGUUACUUCAUUCUUUUGGUUUCUUCAUGUUCCUUCUGUUACAAAUAAAUAAUUAGCAAGAAACUAAAUCAAUUGAAUUCUUACAAAAUCAUGUAUGUUUUUUCUCAAAUGGUCUUUUUUUAAGUUAAAACGAAAUUAAAUACUUACAUUCCGAACUCCAUGAGAAUUAACAAUACAAGAAAUCAAUUGAAUGAACUCUUGCAAAUUUCUUAAUUUCCAGAUGAGGCGAUUUUGUCUCAAAUUCCCCUUUUUGGCAAAUGGUGGUUUCUUCAAAUUCUUCUUUGAAGUGAACUCAAUAUCCUCUGAAUAAUUCAUAUAUGCCUCACUUCGACCCUCUUUUAAGCAAGAGGGAUUUUAUCUUUUAGAAAGUGGAAUGGUAUUUAAUAGGUUAAAAUCAGACACCACUAACAGAGUAUUUUCUCGGUUGAAUUCUUCCCAGUUCAUCUGAUUUUGAAGUGAGAAAUUUUUUUUUUCUGUUUCAGAAUACCAUGUGUAUGACUGAUACCAUCUGAUUUUGAAAUAAUCAUCAGACACCUCUAUGUUGGAGUCUGUGUCUUUGUUGCUGAAGUUCACACCCCUUGUUUCCUUGUACUCAUUGAUCAAGUCCUUAUUUGUUGAAAUCUGUCGGAACAAAAUCAACUCAAUCCUCUUUAAUAACACAAUGAUAAUACAUUCUUGCUAAUUUGUUUUUCUUCAAUGAUACAGUUUUCUGAUGAUUAGCAUAUCAAGUGUGCUGUCUGCGAUGUACUUUUUUGCUCUAUUUGCAGAUCUGUUGUUUGCAGGAGGGUUUCUUUAAGGGAUCCUGGUAAACCUGCCAGCUUCAUUGGCCAUAUAUCUGAUCCCAGAUUCAGGCUAAGGCAAUCUGAAGGAAUGCGAAAAGCAGUGUCCACAUCACACUUCUCCCAACUGAAUACCGCUGAAUAUGAUAUGGCAAUGGAGUGGCGCGUGCUGCAAGAGAAGUCUGAUAUGUGGUGGAAGAAAUUGCACGAGCAGCAAGCAGAGGAAAUAGGAGGCAUCCAGAAGCAGCUAAAGAUGAAGCAUCAUAACUGGUGAAGUUACUGAAACAUCUCAUGUUCUGUGAACUGUGCUCUUUUGUUUGUGAAAACGUGGAGGGGCAUACAAGGACAAAUUAAUAGUAUGAGAAAGUGUACAUAUUAUGAACUUAAAGGACAAAUUAACUUUUAGUGCAAGUUGUUUCUUGGGUACC
Molecule: messenger RNA, 2553 nt
Organism: Manihot esculenta (cassava)
Lineage: Eukaryota; Viridiplantae; Streptophyta; Magnoliopsida; Malpighiales; Euphorbiaceae
Exons: 11
Coding region: 1-621 (206 amino acids)
Source: RefSeq, a predicted model, not a curated record